GCACAAGACGGCAGGCAGUUCACUAAAGAUCAUCGCAGGCAUCAUUCUCUCUUAUCUGUGACCUUUAAGAUUCUACAUGUCUUAGUUCAAAAGUUUGUCCUUCAUGGACAAAUGGGGAGUACGUAAACGGGAAGGAAGGAAACGCGGGACCUCGUUUUCAGUAUCUGUUUUCCAAGCACGUGAAUGUAAAUGAAACCGCAGCUGAUUGCAGCUGAUCACAGCUGGACGGGCGCCAGUUUCUUCUGCAGACUGUCUCGCAGCCGCCGUCAGUUUUACGCGCUGUCCAUCACAUUUUUCCGUCUUUACAGCGGCUCGGACAACACACGCUCCGGCUGUCAAUUCCCCAGUGGCGAACACGGGAGAGGGGGGAUUUUCUGUUUCCUACAUAUUAAGAGAAAGAAAACGCAUCUGCGUACCUCCCGGCCGCAGAAAAGCGUCGAUCUAACACUUACUCAUCUCCUAUCUGCGUUCACGAUGAAUUUCCACUGCGAGAUCUGCUGCCGUCUUGUGUGAAAGGACGGAGAGCCUCAUCGAAAUACAUGAUUUCAGCCGUACCCGCACACUGAGGACAGCACAGGUUUUUUUUUUUUUUUAAUAAUCAAUCCGCGAGGUUGUAAGCCCACCCACUUAUGAGCCGACUCUCUCCGUGAGGGUCUGGUUGGAAACUGGCGGGGACGUAGCGCAGACAGAAGCUGUCAAAAAAAGUCCACAAAUUCAACCCUUCGGAAGCAGCUCGGGAGCCGGGGGAAAAGGGAGGAAACAUGAAGGAGAAGAAUCUGAUUGAGACUGCAAAGAUGCAGGGCAACAUGAUGGAGCUGGUGGGCAGUAACCCUCCGCAGAGGAACUGGAAGGGAAUAGCGAUCGCCCUCCUUGUCAUUCUGGUCAUCUGCUCGCUGAUCGUCACCUCCGUCAUCCUGUUGACACCAGGUGAGGACGACCGUCUGGCUCUCAAGGGCAAGGUGACAGUCGGAGACCUCUUUAGAAAAGACUUCAAGGUCCAUGAUCCCAACGCCAAAUGGAUAAGCAGUAAUGAGCUUUUGUACCGCAAUCGAGAUGGGAAUGUCGUCAAGUUCAAUUUUGACACUAAUGAGGAAACCAUCUUGGUGCAUAACAAGAAAUUCGAAAUGUACAAAGCCAGCAAGUAUGAGGUGUCUCCUGACAUGAAGCAUGUGCUGCUGGCCUACAACGUUGCACCGGUGUACCAGUAUUCGUACACGGCCUUCUACAUCAUCUGCAGUCUGGAAACUCCGGAGACGUGGAACCUGAACCCUCCAGAGGUGCGAAAUGCUCAGCUGCAGUAUGCAGGCUGGGGACCCCAGGAUCAGCAACUGAUCUUCAUUUUUGAGAACAACAUCUACUAUCGGUCUAAGGUUGAGAGCCGCUCCAUUCGCCUGGUCUCCACCGGCAAAGAGAAUGUCAUCUUCAACGGGCUCAGUGAUUGGCUGUAUGAAGAGGAGAUUUUCCAGUCCCACAUUGCCCACUGGUGGUCUCCAGAUGGAGCCAGGUUAGCAUACGCCACCAUCAACGACACUCUGGUGCCCAAGAUGGAGCUGCCAAUGUUUACAGGCACUGCGUACCCAAUGGGGAAAGAGUACCAUUACCCUAAGGCUGGUGAGGAAAACCCGGUCAUCACUCUGUAUGUCGUGAACCUUAACGGCCCCCUGCACACCAUCGAGAUGAGGAGACCCGACGAUCCAAGAAUAGGUGAGUACUACGUGACCAUGGUGAAAUGGGCCACCACCACCAAACUGGCCAUCAACUGGCUGAACAGAGCUCAGAACAUCUCCAUACUGACGCUGUGUGAGGCCACUACAGGAGUGUGCACUAAGAAACACGAGGAUGAAAGUGAGGGCUGGCUUCACAGGCAGAAUGAGAAACCCCUGUUUUCCAAAGAUGGUCUGAAGCUGUUCUUCACGCGGGCCAUUCCUCAAGGAGGCAGGGGCAAGUUCUUCCACAUCUCCAUGUCCAUCUCCCAGCCCAACACCAGCACAGACACGCUGCAGUCCAUCACGUCUGGAGACUGGGAUGUCACUCAAGUCCUGGCCUACAACGAGGACAGCCAGUUGAUAUACUUUUUGAGCACCGAAGACGGUCCAAAGCGGAGACAUCUGUACAGCGCUGACACCUUUGGAUCAUUUAACCGCCGCUGCCUGUCGUGCGCCUUGUCCGACAGCUGUGGCUACAUCAGCGGCUCCUUCAGCCACAACAUGAGCUACUUCCUGCUCAGCUGCCGAGGGCCGGGCAUCCCAUUUGUGGCCGUGUACAAGACGCAGAGAGACGCGGAGAGCAAGACGCAAGACAGAGAGAGUAUUGCAGAAGUGUACAAACUGGAGGGUAACGAGAACCUGCGAGACAUCCUGGACUCCAUGCAGAUGCCCACGGUGGAGUACAAGGAGAUCAACGUGGACGACUACACUUUGUCGAUGCAGAUCCUGAAACCCGCCGGCUUCGUGGAGUCGGCGCACUACCCGCUGCUGCUGCUCGUCGAUGGGACACCUGGUGGCCAGACGGUGUCGGAGCGCUUUCACAUGGACUGGCCCACGGUGCUGGUGAGCAGCUUCGGCGCCAUCGUGGUGCACUGCGACGGCCGAGGCAGCGGCUUCCAGGGCACCAACCUGCUGCACCGGGUCCAGAAGAGGCUGGGCGUGUACGAAGAGCAGGAUCAGAAGGAUGCCCUCAAUUUUAUUCUGAAAGAGCCAUACGUGGACAAAACCAGAGUUGGAGUUUUUGGAAAGGUGUACGGGGGCUACGUGACCAGCCUGCUGGUCAGCGCUGAGGACUCUCCCGUGAAAUGCGGCGCCGUCCUCUCACCCAUCACCGACUUUGAACUGUACGCCUCUGCUUUUUCUGAGAGAUAUCUCGGGCUGCCUAAACCAGACACAAGAGCAUACACAAUGGCAAAUUUAGCACACAGAGCAUCUCAAUUCGCGGAGAAGAAGUUUCUUAUUGUCCAUCCGACGGCCGAUGAAAAAGUCCAUUUCCAACACACAGCAAAAUUCAUCUCCCAGCUCAUCAGUGAAAAGGCCAACUACACCUUACAGAUCUACCCAGAUGAAGGCCACUUCAUCCACAGCGAAGCAACGAGGCAGCACCUCAGCCAGUCCCUGGUGAACUUCUUUGAGGAGUGCUUCAGGCUACCGGAGAGAGUGUUUGAGGAGACUCUGGAAGAGGAGAUCGAAGACGAGGGUUAGCUCGACGCUGCGGGGGCUCCUCCUGCGCCCCAGAUCCUCCCCCACCACCCAUCCGGUCAUCCACCAACCUUUCAUCCAACACCGGUGUCCGCGAUAUGCAACUCUCAUCCGUUCUUGUUCCAUUCGUUUUGGUACAACUCGCUGCAUCUGGGCUCCCCGCGUCCACACCUGAGACUGCCUCUCCAGGAGAUGACAGAUCUGCUGCCCACCCCCCAAAACCCCCGCCCCCUCCCUCCGCCCUACAUCCAUCCCAGCCGCCUCCCUCAUCUUCUGCAGAGUUGGCCCUCCAGAGAGCCGAACAAAGACUGAUGACCUGACAUGAAGUUUUGGAAUAUACUGACAGGAAGCAGUCUCCCCUCGCAGCGGGAGGCAACCAGCUCCUCAAAAGCAGUGGAGAGAAAGCAUCAGCUCUCGCACAGACUUCUGAGCUGUGAGGAGAAGGAACACCUUAUAGCACAUAACUUGCGGGCUUGUAUAUUAAUGAAAAUCAGCCCCCAGGUGAAGGAACACUGGCUGCCAGUGUUCGUAACGGGAAGUCUGGAAUAGUGCGGCUCCGGGAAAUGUUACUAUUUUUAAAGUCGUGCAGAACUUUUCAUGUUGGACCGUGGUUGUGUCUAUUGUUCUUACAGUAUGUAAAAUAGCACACAAACAUUCACUCAGCUAUUAAAGGUAUAUUUUCUUUCGGUAUUCACGUUUGCCCCGAUGCCGGUUUUGAUCUUGUAGUUCCAUUUUACGUGUUCAGUGAUGCUGACGGAGUUCUCUGACUGGCAAAAUGUGUUGUUGAAGAAAAAAAACAAAACGAAAACAUGGGUUUCUUAUCGUUCAUUCGAAGCGUUUUUAUUGUGGCGCUGCUUCUUCUUCUUUUCUUUUUUUGUCUUCUUUCCAGCGUUGUUCGAAAUGCAGAAGUUGUUUUAGUCACUGUGCCUUACUUUGUCAGGAAACAUCCGGCUGCGGGACUAUAUUUAUAGAGGACGGUGAAGCAGAUUUUCACGUGAUACACAUUUUGGGAAAUAUGCCUCUAAACUUUCUUGUGAAGAGUUGGGUGAUGCCACUUCUGCCCAUUACAUGUCAACACAGAGUUAGCAGCUUGUCAGCUUAGCAUAAAGAUAGCACAGUCGUUUAGCCUGCUAGCUUCUUUAACCCCCACUGUUAGCAUGUUAUUGUUAAGGGUGAGCCAAGCGUACAUUGGUGAUGGCAGCUGACAAGGCAAAUAAGUCCCAGCGGUGAUGUUCCCAUUUGGCACUGGCUAAAUGCUGUGUUUGUUACUAGCAAAUUCACAACCCUGUUCAUGCUUUUAUUUAUUACCCGUUACAUUUGCUUCAUCAGAACUGAUCCAUCCCCGUCUUUGAGGUGGCAACAAAGGUUCGAGAACAAUCAUUAUUAUUGUGUGAAAGGUUUUACAAAAGCUCCUUUCAUAAAACUGCAUGGUUUAAUUCCUGGACAUUCAAAGAUGCAUAUGCAGUGAAUAUUGUGCUGAGCAAAUAUUUAUUUUAAAGAUCAGAAUCGGCACAUCCCUGGUUUUAAGUGUAGAAAUACAGUGGGUUAGGGUCUGGGCUACUUCUUGGAGCAAAGAUUACUGGAGUCCCUGUAUGUGCUGUGUAGGUAUUUAGUGUAGCUGUUGUGAUUUAAGCUUUUGACACAGGAACACAAGCAGAAAUUAACCAUCCCCUGGUUCUAACAAGUGGUUUCAGCCCCUUCGCACGACUCGCGCCAAGAAAUGUAUAAGCAUUUUUCCCACAAUGCCUUUGGGACUUACAAUAACGACGAUUUAUUUAUUUUUAUUUUUUUAAUACCUAGAUUCAACUGCUAACACUUGAUUCAGAAACUGAGAAGGAGUUUUCAAACUUCACAGGACAAUACAAAAUCAUUCUCCAGAAAAAUACCCACACACCAAAUGACAUAAAGCUAAAAUGUACAGACUCUGCAUGGGCGACUGCUUAUAACGGGUUUGAGGCCGGUAGAGGAACUAAUCAGUGGAUAUACUGCACAAAGGUUAACGUCAGAAGCCUUUAGGAUUAAUGUUCUGCCCUGGAAAAAUAAUGCAUUUGUACAUAAAGGGGAAAGAAUAUGUCAUAUUAGCUUCUCACCAGAAACGAUGAAUUCUAAAAGGCACAAUUUUAGUUUGACUUUGUUUUUAUUUUUGUUAUAUUUAUUUGAAUGGCCAUUUGUGUUCCACUACAGUGCAUGUUCAGAGGUAGUUUGUGGCACUAUCCCUGAUAGCUCAGUUCAACAUAGUCGUUUUUGACAUCAUGAAUGUUCCUUACUGGAUUGCAUAAAUUACAUUUCCAGUAGUAUUGUGAUUGAGAUCCCGGUCUCGUCAGCUUGAUGUGUAAAUGUUAUUCAAAAUAUCAUUUUAUCCUAAAGACUAAAAAAUAACAAUAUUACCUGAGUGUUCUUUGUGCAUAAAGCAUUUUGGGAAGUUACAUUUGACUAUUCAUUUCUGUUCUCCUGUUGCUGUCCUUGAGUUGAAAGUGGACUUUAUAAAAUGCCGACGGCAGCAGCUAAAACUUUCUAGCCAGUGGUUGACGACUUUUUCCAAGAUGCUCAACUUUGUUAUCCAAAGCAUAGGAGGAGAUCAAUGGCAGAUUGUGGCAUGAAAGUAAAUGUUAAUAAGAAUAAAGAAAAAAUAGAUAUUU
This is a messenger RNA of Mugil cephalus (flathead mullet), 5827 nucleotides long. It is a transcript of the gene dpp6a, whose product is annotated as dipeptidyl-peptidase 6a. The transcript has 26 exons. The record is from RefSeq and is a predicted model, not a curated record. Gene Ontology annotation, molecular function: serine-type peptidase activity; dipeptidyl-peptidase activity. Bases 762 to 3191 code for a protein of 809 amino acids. Gene Ontology annotation, biological process: proteolysis. NCBI's taxonomy places the organism in Eukaryota, Metazoa, Chordata, Actinopteri, Mugiliformes, Mugilidae.